AGCUUUGACGGCGUUGGGCUGACAGUUUGUCUCGCUCUGUGUAAAAUCCGUUGCGUUGUUGCUUUCUGUUGUGCUGUGUGUGAUUGUGAGACGAUGUCACGCCUAAUUGCCGGCGCCCGAGGCCUGUUCAAGCGCCAUCCCUUUGUGACCAACAGCGCCAUCUAUGGCAGCCUCUAUGUGGGUGCGGAGUUCUCACAGCAAUAUGUCUCCAAGCGCUGGCUGGCGACGCCAGAGCAGCGUGAGGAUAUCGAUUAUACAACAGUUGGACGAUAUGCGGUAAUGGGCACCGCCAUCUAUGCCCCAACACUCUACGCUUGGUAUAAGUGGCUAGAUGGAACUUUUCCGGGUACACUCAAGAAGACUAUUGUCAAAAAGCUGCUGUUGGAUCAGUUUAUAUUGACACCUUACUGCCUUACUUUAUUCUACACGGGCAUGUCGCUCAUGGAAGGCUCUGAUGACAUUUUUCAAGAACUGCGUGAAAAAUUUAUGCCCACUUUCCAGCGUUCUUGUGUCUUCUGGCUGCCGGCACAAGCCUUGAACUUUUUGUUUAUAGCGCCACGUUUUCGUAUUAUCUAUAUGGGAUUCUGUGGCAUGAUCUGGGUCAACAUAUUGUGCUGGAUAAAGCGACAGAGUCUGAGCACAGAGACAACCACUGAAACUGCAACAAUGACAACUCAAACAACCAACACAACAACAACAACAACAACGGCAAUCAGUAAUGUCAAGGCGUGAUUAAAUUAGGUAGUAGCUUAACACAUACAUGCAUAUGUAUAUUUGAUAUAGUGCAAAGAAGCUUUUCGCCAAAUAAAUACAUUUCAGAUACUGGAUAUAAGCAAGCAAGCUAGCAUACACAGCCAAACAUACGAAUGUGUG
Molecule: messenger RNA, 873 nt
Organism: Drosophila nasuta
Lineage: Eukaryota; Metazoa; Arthropoda; Insecta; Diptera; Drosophilidae
Product: mpv17-like protein
Exons: 5
Coding region: 94-732 (212 amino acids)
Cellular component (GO): membrane; cytoplasm; mitochondrion
Source: RefSeq, a predicted model, not a curated record